AUGGAUUUCCUUCAUAGGAAUGGAGUGCUCAUUAUUCAGCAUUUGCAGAAGGACUACCGAGCUUACUACAAUUUUCUAAAUUUUAUGUCCAGUGUUGGAGACCCCCGGAAUAUCUUUUCUAUUUAUUUUCCUCUUUGGUUUCAACUUAAUCAGACAGUUGGAACCAAGAUGAUAUGGGUAGCAGUCGUUGGGGAUUGGUUCAAUCUUAUUUUUAAAUGGAUAUUAUUUGGUCAUCGGCCUUACUGGUGGGUCCAAGAAACUCAGAUUUACCCAAAUCACUCAAGUCCAUGCCUUGAACAGUUCCCCACUACAUGCGAAACAGGUCCAGGAAGUCCCUCUGGCCAUGCAAUGGGCUCAUCAUGCGUCUGGUAUGUCAUGGUAACGGCUGCCCUGAGCCACACUGUCAGUCAGGGGGAUAAGUCAUCGACCACUCUGCACAGACUGACCUGGUCAUUUCUUUGGAGUCUUUUUUGGUUGAUUCAAAUCAGUGUCUGCAUCUCCAGAGUAUUCAUAGCAACACAUUUUCCUCAUCAAGUUAUUCUUGGAGUGAUUGGUGGCAUGCUUGUGGCAGAGGCCUUUGAACACACUCCAGGCAUCCAAACAGCCAGCCUGAGCACAUACUUGAAGACCAACCUCUUCCUUUUCCUGUUUGCACUCGGCUUUUACCUGCUUCUCAGACUGCUUGACAUUGACCUGCUGUGGUCUGUGCCCAUAGCCAAGAAGUGGUGUGCCAACCCCGACUGGAUCCACAUUGACACCACACCUUUUGCUGGACUUGUGAGAAACCUUGGGGUCCUCUUUGGCUUGGGCUUUGCCAUCAACUCAGAGAUGUUCCUUCAGAGCUGCCGAGGGGAAAACCGCUACAAGCUGAGCUUCCGGCUGCUCUGCGCAGCGGCCUCACUGACCAUACUGCAGCUCUACCAUUUCAUCAAGAUACCCACUCACUCGGAGCAUUUAUUUUAUGUGCUGUCGUUCUGUAAAAGUGCCUGCAUCCCACUCGCUGUGGUUGCUGUCAUUCCCUAUUGUAUUCAUAUGUUAAUGAAACCAAGUGAAAAGAAGAUUAAUUAG
This is a messenger RNA of Equus quagga, 1068 nucleotides long. It is a transcript of the gene G6PC2, whose product is annotated as glucose-6-phosphatase catalytic subunit 2. The transcript is spliced from 5 exons. Bases 1 to 1068 code for a protein of 355 amino acids. The record is from RefSeq and is a predicted model, not a curated record. Gene Ontology annotation, molecular function: glucose-6-phosphatase activity. Gene Ontology annotation, cellular component: membrane. NCBI's taxonomy places the organism in Eukaryota, Metazoa, Chordata, Mammalia, Perissodactyla, Equidae. Gene Ontology annotation, biological process: gluconeogenesis; glucose 6-phosphate metabolic process.